AUUCUUUUGACGUGUCGGUGGACAUUGGUUCCGAUUUUGUGAAUUGUAUUUUCUUAAUAAAAACUAUGGUUUUGUAUUAACAGCGCUUUUGCGCGGGAUAUAAAUAGUUUCUGGGGUAUCGUGAAAAAUGGAUUUCCUAAAGAGCGGCUUAAAGACAGUCCUUGGGGCUCCAGAACCCGGACAGACACCGUCAGCUGGCGAAACUGUUGAGAGGUUGGUGGAAAGAGUGGAACAUUCCACAUUGCUUGAAGAUCGUCGUGAUGCCUGCCGAGCUCUUAAAGCUAUGUCACGCAAAUACAGGGUGGAGGUUGGUGCUCAGGGCAUGAACACACUAAAACAGGUCUUAGAACUAGAUAGGGCAGACAAUGAAACAAUAAAUUAUGCCUUGGAUACUCUCAGCAAUAUCAUGUCACCAUCACAAUUUGAAGAAGAAGAGGACAAUCCUAAUGUCCCCAUGAAUAUUGGAGAACAGUUCACUGAAAUGUUCAUAAAAGAUCACAACAACAUCCAACUCGUGCUGGACUUGCUAGAUGAGUAUGACUUUAGAGUUCGACUGUCUGCCGUUCAACUACUCACUUCUUUACUCACAAACCGUCCUAAAGACAUUCAAGAAAUAAUUCUAGUGAAGCCUAUGGGGGUGUCAAAAAUGAUGGAUUUGUUAAGUGACACGAGAGAAGUCAUAAGAAACGAAACUCUAUUGCUGCUCAUAAAGCUCACGAAAGGCAAUGCUAACAUACAGAAAAUAGUAGCAUUUGAGAACGCAUUCGAUAGGCUAUUUGAAAUAGUGUCUUCGGAAGGUUAUUCUGAAGGUGGAAUCAUAGUGGAAGACUGCCUGCUACUCAUGUUGAAUCUUUUGAAGAAUAACAGCAGUAACAUUCAUUUCUUCAAAGAGGGUAGUUACAUACAGAAGAUGCUUCCAAUGUUUGAUGCUACUGAUGAUGGGGAAGAGUUGGGGUGGUCGCCACAGAAAGUGUCCAACGUUCACUGCAUGCUGCAGAUCGUGAGGACUCUAGUGUCGCCGAGUAACUCGGCUCAGCUGUUAGCCAGCUGCCAGAAGAUAAUGAAGUAUGCUGGGUUGUUGGACGCGCUGUGUAGCAUAUUGAUGGCGAGCGGAGUGCCGGCGGAUAUUCUGACGGAAACUAUUAAUACGGUCGGGGAGGCGGUGCGCGGUGACGUCACUAAUCAGGACUUCCUGGGGAAUGUUAUGGCCCCCUCGAACCCUCCCCGGCCCGCCAUCGUGGUAUUACUCAUGUCGAUGGUGAAUGAGAAACAGCCCUUUUCUUUGAGGUGCGCCGUGCUAUAUUGCUUCCAAUGCUACCUGUACCGCAACGAGGCGGGGCAGGCGAGUCUCGUCCAAACCCUACUGCCGUCGUCCGGCGACGCGACCGCUCUCACCAGCGGCCAGCUGCUAUGUGGCGGUCUGUUCUCAUCGGAUGCGCUGUCAAACUGGUUCUCGGCCGCGGCGCUGAUGCAUGCUUUGGCGGACAAUCCUACGCAGAAGGAACAACUACUGCGAGUGUUGUUGGCCAGCAAUAUAGGCAGCUCGCCGCAGUCACUGCUGCAGCUGUGUACUCAGCUGCUGCAGCAUUCUACGAAGAUGCAGGUCAAGGUUAGUCAAUUAUUGGACGCGCUGUCAAACUGGUUCUCGGCCGCGGCGCUGAUGCAUGCGUUGGCGGACAAUCCUACGCAGAAGGAACAACUACUGCGAGUGUUGUUGGCCAGCAAUAUAGGCAGCUCGCCGCAGUCACUUCUGCAACUGUGUACUCAGCUGCUGCAGCAUUCUACGAAGAUGCAGGUCAAGGUGGCGCUACUGAUGCUCCUAUCGCAGUGGAUGAGCCAUUGCCCCGCGGCCGUGAGCGCAUUCCUCAAGGUGCCGGGCGGCGUCGGGUACCUCGUCAACCAGACCUGCUCCAACGACCACGACGACAACGAGUACCUGCUACAGGGUCUCUCAGCCUUCCUACUCUCCAUCUGCAUACACUUCAACGACGAUUCCGUCGAGAACUACUCCAAAGAUUCGCUGAAACAACUGUUGUUGAAGAGGAUAGGCAUGGAAACGUUCACGGCUAAGCUGAGCGAAGUCACGAAACAUGAGUCGUAUAACAAGGCGGCGAAGCAUCCCCAGUUGAGAGUUAAAUCGCCUGCGGAGAUCAUGAUCGAUUACGAGUUCUGCAGACUAUUCAAGUCUUUGGAAAGUGUAAUAACGCAAAGUCUGGCGGUGAAGCAGGAGAACGGAGUCGCGGACAGCGGCAGCGACCGCGGCAGUCCCGCGGGGGACUCCCUGCUGCAGUACAAGACGCUCAUACGGCAGCAGGACGCGCGCCUGCACGAGCUCACCGCGCAGCUCGACGCGCUGCUGCAGCGGAACCAGCAGCUGCAGAGUGCCCUGAACGACGCGACAGCGUCGAACUCGCAUUUGAAAGACGAGAACACAUUACUAAAGGCGCAAGUGUCAGCCGUCAACUCGUUGCCGAACCAGAGCCAGCAAGUGCCAAGGGAAGACGUCAAAGUGAAGGAGCACGAGGCUAGGAUCCAAGAGUUGACUGCAGAAGUAUCGAGGUUGGGUCAGGAGCUGGUGACGUCACGGGAGGCGCACAAGAUGGCGGCGGACGAGUUGGAAAAAUUGAGGAAGGACCAGGACGAUCUCCUUGAAUUACUCGCUGAUCAGGACGCAAAGCUGAACGAAUACAAGAUGCGGCUGAUGUCACUCGGCCAAGCGGUAGAAGAGGCGCCUUCCGAUCAGAAUUUGACGUAAUACACUAUCAUACCGCAAUCUGUGUUGCGAAUUUUGAUUUAACAAUUGAUUAGAUGGUUUGUGCAGAAUAUUUGGUUACCCAUACAACCCUGUUUAAAUCCCUACCUACGAUAUUAUUUUCGUGACAAAAGGCAGCGCAUGUUGCUUUUCUCCGAGUCUUACUCAAAAAAUGGUUCAAAUUCUUUACAAAAUUUCGUCUGAAUCUGUUCAGAGUCACUUUACAGAUGUGUAAAUAAUUUGGCAUUCACAAUAAUACUAUUUGUUUCCCUCGACUUCGUAUUAAAAUUUUAAGUAAACUUAUUGAUCGUGUCGAAUUUCUUCUCAGCGUUGCAGCCUAAGAACUACUAGAAGAAGUUCGACAUGGUCCUUAAGGUUGCGGUAGCACAAUUAUGCUGGCCAAUGAGGAGCAUUACUAGGUCAGCAAAUCAACACUAAAUCAACAUUAUAAUGAUCUAAGAAGCUUUUUAAUUUAUAUACUUUUUUAUAUCAUCGACAUUGGUUCAUUCGUUGCGAUUUUUUAACUAAUUUUAUGGUAGCCAAUAUUCACCGGCGGCCGAAACGUGUGACGUCACAGAGCUCGAUCGUGGUUGACUCCGAUCGAACUUAAGUAGCGUUUCUACGCACGCUCGCGCCCGAGUGCUAGAGCUCUGUGACGUCACAGUCACAGUACUUUGGUCAACACUUCGUCAAUUUUAGUCGUAGAAAAUUUUACCACUGUAUUUUAUGGUAUCCAUUUAGCCCUAUAAAUCUGAAUUCUCCUAGAUCUUCCUCCUCCUCAUUGGUCAAUGCAUCCGCCCGGGUAGCGGAAGGUGCGGGUUCGAGUCCCGUCUACUGCCUGGACCAUGUAGUUUUUUUUUAGUAAAAUUUUCUUUAUAUUUAAAAUUUGUUCUUUAAACCGCUUAAUAUUCUGUAGUAUUUUUCUAAAAUUUUUAGAAAGCAUGAAUUUUUGACCGUGAACAUCGUUCAAUCUUUAUGUAUAGCUACUUUACUUAAAAAGGUCAGACGAAAAGACGUGCAAUUAUUUAUUUAGGUAUAACUUUGCAUUGAAAAAAGUCGACGUCAAAAAUAAAAUUAAAAGGCGACUGAAAAUGAAUAUUCGAAAUUAAAUGUGUGCGAUUCUUUAGUGUUUUAUUGAUUUUAUUUUCACAUUGAUUUAAAAUAUAUUGAUAUGAGAUAUGAUGAGUAUUGUGUAUAAUAAUAUAUAACUUUUAUGUACAAUAAAUAUCUUUAUUUGUUAAACUUCAAAUACAUGCCGUUUAUUUUAAUGAAAAUAUACAAUGAGGUGUCCAAAUUUUCUAUAAACCUUAAAAGGAUUUCUCUAAACUUUAAUUUGGUAAAUGACUUUUCAGAAAAAUAGCCGUAUUUAACUGUUUAUCAGCCAUUAUGACCUUAUUUGUAACUUGUGUUGAUAAUUUCUUGUCAAGGCAUAGCCUGUAAGGUUCAAUAUAGCUAUUUCCGCUUCAUGUGUUGUUAUAAAACCAUUACAAAUGUAUGUAUUUUUCUAAUAACGCAUUAGAAAGAAGUUUGUGGCACCUUAAACAUAAUAGAAAUGUUAUUUUUUUACAUUAUAGGCUACAUAUUGUAAAUCAUAAAAAUAUUGUUAAUUUAAAUAAAUACGAUAGGUGUGCUUUUCUCGAUACAUUUUUGUUUGUACUGGAUAGGAGGUUAUAUUGUUGCUUAGUUGAAUGACAAUGAUUGUGUAAUAUAUGAAUAAACGGAUUAAUAUAUUUUAUAUUUCCUUCUCUUUUCAUUAUCUCUCUUUCUUACAACAGCUGGGAG
Molecule: messenger RNA, 4534 nt
Organism: Chilo suppressalis (striped riceborer)
Lineage: Eukaryota; Metazoa; Arthropoda; Insecta; Lepidoptera; Crambidae
Source: the annotation of a GenBank genome assembly